UUUGAGCUUUAUAAACGGUCUGCUGUGUAUGUAAACAAUGGAUUAUUAUCUUGAUCCGUAUUUCUCCUCCUCGUGGUUGACAGAUGUGAACGUUAAGGAAAUAUCAUCUUGGUUCCAUGCUGAACCUCAUCAACUAAAUCAGGUGUUACCUAGUUCACUAGGAGUGUAUCAAGAUGAUGGAAACGGUUCACCUUUAAGCAUGAUUGGUUCGAAUCAUAGCAUGGAGUGUUUAGCUACACAUGAUAAUAAUCCACCUCUAGUUCACGUUGAAGCUGGUUUGAUGUCUGGGGAAGGUGGAUUACAAAUGGAUGGUGAAAAUUGCAGUGGUAACUCUUCAAAAGAGUUGCUGAAUGGAGGGUUUGGAUUUGAAAGUCCGGGACUGCAAUAUAAUACAGCUGUUCAUUCAGAAGAUCUUCCAGUUGUUGGUGAUAUGACCCCAUCUCUUUCGUUUAAUGAGAGAGGGCACAUGAUAUGCAAUGGAGGUGAAACUCUUUCUCCAAUCCCACAAUUAUGGCAUCUACAACACCAUGACUCUGUUAGUUCCCUUCCCACUUUGAUGAGACAAACCAGAAUGCAAAGCUCUUAUCUUCAAGGAGAGAGCGGAAAUGUAGACGAUGAAGGCAAUAUUGACAGAGUUAUUGAGAUUGAUAAGAUUCUGCAACCAGAGAAUUUAUCUGCAUCCGUCAAUCCAAAGGGACAGCAAGAUAUGCAAAAUUAUAUCUACUCUUCUUUUCCUGCUGAUCACCGGAUAACGAAGACUAUGACCGGCUUACCAUCUCCGCUGCAGAGUGCAUCACCUAAUCCAAACAAUGGUUGCAAUGGAACUGUGAAGCCUCGAGUACGAGCACGUCGAGGUCAAGCUACUGAUCCACACAGCAUUGCAGAGAGGCUUCGAAGAGAGAAGAUAGCUGAAAGGAUGAAGAACCUCCAAGAGCUUGUACCUAAUUCCGUUAAGACCGACAAGGCCUCUGUACUUGAUGAAAUCAUACAGUAUGUCAAAUUUCUUCAACUCCAAGUCAAGAUAUUAAGCAUGCGCAGGUUAGGGGCCGCUGCUGCAGUUGUUCCUCUCAUCACUUAUGGUCAAGCUGAGGGAUCUAAUGGUUUAUCACUGGCACCAUUGUCGGGUGAAGGGUUUGAUUUUCCACCAUCUCCUGAUCAAGUUGUUUUCGAGCAAGAAGUGGUUAAGCUCCUGGAAUCUAAUGUGACAAAGGCCGUGCAAUAUCUACAAAGUAAAGGUUUUUGCCUUAUGCCGGUCGCACUAGCUGCUGCCAUAUCCAAUGGUAAGGUGUCGUCAUCCUCAUCAUCUCCAGCUCUGGUUUCCGAGGAGAGGAAGAAAUAUGACUUUUCCAACGGCCUCGUUCACAACACCUGCAGCAGCAGUGGCAGCAAUACCAUAGGCAGCAUGCCUGGUGUUGGUACUCGUAAUGUCAACUCCGAUGGCAAUUUUAUGCCCGGAAAGCUCAAUUCUGAUACCAUGGCCAAUAUUUGCAAUGAAAAAUUGACACCUUCAAACAAGAGGGAGUGAACACUCUGUGCACUACCAAAUGACUGAAUCCGAAAACCAUAGACGGCAAACUAGACCUCUAAUGUAUGUCAAUUAACCUAGUAGCAUAUAACACUUACUAGUCUAUCUUUGUUCCCAUUUCUGUUUUGUCUAAA
Messenger RNA from Hibiscus syriacus, 1659 nucleotides. Its product is annotated as transcription factor bHLH133-like. Gene Ontology annotation, cellular component: nucleus. The coding region runs from base 38 to 1525 and encodes 495 amino acids. Lineage: Eukaryota; Viridiplantae; Streptophyta; Magnoliopsida; Malvales; Malvaceae. Gene Ontology annotation, biological process: regulation of transcription by RNA polymerase II. The record is from RefSeq and is a predicted model, not a curated record. Gene Ontology annotation, molecular function: DNA-binding transcription factor activity, RNA polymerase II-specific; protein dimerization activity; RNA polymerase II cis-regulatory region sequence-specific DNA binding. The transcript is spliced from 7 exons.